UUUAUACUCAGAAAAUCCGAUGCCAGCAAAAAGAGAAAUUUGCCACUUGCCUUGCGACUGUAAAGUAUCUUCGUGGAAGCCUUUUGGUAAUUGCUCCAAGCCUUGUUACACCGUAGGAUCCAACAACACUGGAGUAAUGACGAGGACGCGUGAAAUCACUGAAUAUCCAAAAUUUGGUGGCGAGAGUUGUCCACAUAUGGUAGAACAGAAGGCGUGUGAUCGUUCACAGCUUGAGCUGUGUCCAUCGUUUACAUGGCGUGUCCUUGACUGGCAAACGUGUAGACUUCUUGAUGAACGCAGUAUUUGUGGCCCAGGUGUUAGUCAAAGACAGAUGUACUGCAUUAAUGCAAAUGACCCGGAAAUGAGACCAGUAAAUGAUUACUAUUGCACAGAUAGCAAACCGACCAACAGACUUGCUUGCGAAGUGAAUUGUCCAAUUGAUUGUGAACUUGGUCAAUGGGAGAACUGGUCACCGUGUUCAAAGAGCUGUGGCAGCGGUGGUUACCAUCUACGAAGACGCAAGGUGCUGCGAGCACCUGCUUAUGGAGGUGUGCAGUGUGAGGCUACUGAGGACUUUAAGGAAUGCCAAUUUGUUAACUGCUCAUGGUGGCAUACUGGUGCAUGGACAAGUUGCUUUCCCACAACUGGAAUAUUUAGUGACUGUGGCGCUGGAAUUCAAUCUCGCAAUGUCUACUGUAAAAGCGCCAUCAACGAAGUCCUUCCAAGCACCAACUGUAGUGGAAUGGUGAAACCAGGGCGGAGGCAGUCGUGUAGCAUCCCUUGUCCUGAUGAAUGUGCGAUCUCUGAAUGGUCUGAGUGGAGUCCUUGCACAGAAACUUGUGGUCCUGUUGGUGGAAGACAAAUGAGAACCAGAGAAAUUUUAUCUCCAUCAAAUUCGACUGCUGAACCGUGUCAUCCAGAGGAGGAGCUACAGCAAACACGAGUGUGUGCCCACUGGGACAAUUGUAAUAGCUACCAUUGGCAAGUUUAUCCAUGGGAAACAUGUGUAUCUAAUGUUCGGGGGACUUGUGGACACACGGAUGGAACACAGAUUCGUAAAGUGCUCUGUGAGAUGGAAUCUGCUCCCCAUGACGACUCAUUGUGCGAUGUAUCAUUGAAACCGAAUGUCUCCCGUCCAUGUAAUGUGAUCUGCCCGAUAGACUGUGAACUGAGUAUGUGGAGUGAAUGGUCUCAGUGCAGUGUGCUGUGUGGAAGCGGCACACGAUACAAGACCCGACGUAUAAACACACUUCCGCAUUUUGGUGGCGCUGCAUGCCCUGAUGGAUCUGAUGAGAAUGGUAUCAUCACCGCUGUGGAGAACUGUACAGAUAUUGAGCCCUGCUACAGCUACUCUUGGAACACCAGUGAUUGGCGGGAUUGCGAGCACAUCGGAAGCAGCUGCGGAAUAGGAUUACAAACCAGAGAUGUCACCUGCAUUAGAAACGAUGGCAGCAAGUUUGAUAUAGGCGUUUGCAUGCGAGAAUUGCGAGAUGUUCCGCCCACUGAUAGUCAGCAAUGUUUUGUUCCGUGUGCAGGGGAUUGUGGCCUGACUGAAUGGGGUAAUUUUGGACCGUGUCAAAGAAGCUUUUGCAGAGAAUAUGUAGAUGGAGAUUACUGUAGGAUUAGGAGCAGAGAAUUUAUUAAUGGAGAGGGGAUUGCGUACGAUUACACAAAUGAUCAAUUUAACCUUUGCCCUCAUAUCUCUGCUCGUGACUUCCGUGACGCUGAAGCCUGUGAAGGACCUAACUACACUUACAUGUGGCAAGAAGGAAUUUGGCGAACUUGUAUUCCGUCUGGUGACAAGGGAAACAAUUUAUGUGGGGAUGGACUCAAACAUCGCACAGUUCUAUGUCUGCGCAGCGAUGGCGUUCAUGUACCAGAGUUCCAUUGCGAUAAAGUCGCUAACGUUCCAGCCAGCUACAAAUCAUGUACAAUCAAGUGCCCACAAGAUUGCGAGGUUUCCAAUUGGGGCGAGUGGUCUGUUUGUUCACACAAUUGUGGGGAUGGAAUAAGAAAUCAUAGUCGAACAAUCACGAAACAAUCAAAACGAGGAGGGCGAUCAUGUCCACCAUUGACAGAAUCACUUGUGUGCACAGUGCGAUCAUGUGAUGAUUUCUCCUGGGAUGUUUCAGAGUGGAGCACAUGCAAGCCAGACAAUAGCAAUUGUGGGAUGGGAACGCAAAGAAGAUCAGUGACUUGUAGAGCAGGAGAAGAAUAUGAAACAGAAUGUGAAUUACGAGAGCCAAGACCAGACACUAGCAUAUCCUGCAGUGUACCAUGUACUGGUGAUUGCGUGCUGUCAGAGUGGUCUGCUUUCACUCCGUGCCCCAUGGUAUGCCUUCCGGAUUCUGUGAAGACCCGAACCAGAACACUUGUACGUCAGCCUUCACCGCAGGGACUGCCUUGUGGCUCACUGCAGGAAAGUCUGCUUUGCAGUGUGGAAGACUGCAUAAAAAAAACAUUGACAUUGGAAAUAGGAAAUUGGCAGACUUGUAAACCUCUAAGUGGGGAUUGUGGCAAGGGUACAAGACAAAGAACAAUAAGUUGUCAUGACAAUGCUGGUGUCUACUACGAUGUUAAACGAUGCGGUGAGUCUGAUGUGGCAUCAAUGGAGGAUUGCGAGGUUGAAUGUACACAGGAUUGUGUUUUAGGACGCUAUGGCAGUUGGUCUGAUUGCAACGAGCAGUGUGGAAUGGAUGGGCACAAGUUCAGAGAGCGUGUGAUUCUGAUGGAGAGUAGAGGACUGGGUAGAAAUUGUCCUAAGAACUCUCAUUCUCUUGUACAGACCAUGCCGUGCAAUGUUGUUCCAUGCUUUGAGUACAAGUUCAAGCGUGGGGAGUGGAGUAGCUGCAGUAUCAGCCUGGAAAUGAGUUGCGGUUCUGGACUGCGUACAAGAUCAAUUGAAUGUCGAAGAAGUGAUGGUCCACUUGGUAGUGAAAGAGAUUGUCUGAUUGAGUUGCUCUCGAACAAUGAUCCCUCAGCUAUAACAGACAUGGAGUUUGAGCUGUCCUCAGCCAAUAGGACCCAGCUUGAUAUCCAUACGUCUGAAAACUGCGGACGACCUUGUCCUGGUGACUGUCAGGUGACGAACUGGAGUUCAUUUGGCCCUUGUGUGAGAGAUUGCUUUGACGCCAGCUUAACUAUCCCACUGAAAGUCCGCACCAGAUCUAUCAUUAAGGAAGCUACAAGAGGGGGCCUCAAGUGCCCUGAGGUUUUGCAAGAGGAAAGAACCUGUCCAGUAAUGGAAGCAGUUUGUCCAGUAUACACUUGGCAUACACGUCCCUGGAAUAUAGAAACCAAAAAACGUGACGUCUGGUGUGAAGACCAAGAUGGAAGGAUUGUGACAGGGGGAUGUAUGGAGAAGUUCAAGCCAAUAUCUGCGAUGGAAUGCUCCGAUGCUUGUGAAGCACCAUUUACAGAAUGCGUUGAUGGACAGUGUAAUUGCCUAGAUGGUUUCCAAAUGUUUUUCAACUCCUGUUUGCCAUUGAAGGGGUGCCGUCUGGACUCGCAUUGCCCGCUAUUCAGCUAUUGCGAAAAUCAGAAGUGUGAAUGCAACAAGGGUUUUAUUCAAGAUACAAGUGGAUUAUGCAAAGCAGAUGGUAGUUAUAAUGGCAGCAGUGGUGUGUAUGAAGACGAAUCAAAUAUCUGGAUAUGGAUUGUCAUAGGUGUCUGUUUCCUUCUGAUUAUUGUAUUUGCUGUAUUUUGUAUUCUUAUAUUCCGCAAUCAUCGAAGAAAUGCUCUUAUGAAGAAAGCCAAAGAGGCUGAGAUUGCGGAGAAGGAGAAGAUGGAUGUCACAGCUUUGUAAAAAAGAGAACAUAAAAUUAUAUGGAAUUUUAUUGUAGCCAAUAGCGGCAUUUCUACAUAAAGCCCUAAAAUUCCUUGUAUGGUAUAGUAGGUGCAUCUAGACACACGAUCUGCCUCAAAACAAAAAGAUCAAUUUGAAAAGGUUCAUGUAUAAUGAAUUUAGACAAAGCAGAAAUAUUCCACACAUGACCCUCUUAUAUAGAAUGCAACAGUAAUAUAAAGAUGCAUGCCCAGCUAGGGAACAAUCAAAAUAUUCUAUUUGCAGUGGGGCAAUGCAGUACUGUAGAACAAUGCUCAUUUUAACUGGUUACUUUCAAAUUUACAUUAAGCCAUUUUCUGGCUGCUGGAUGUUCUUGGAAAUUUUCCCUCAGCUCUGAAAAUUCAUCUUGUUCCAAUGCAGAUUCUUGUUUUUAUUGAAUCAAGUGAUACAAAUGUAGCAGUCAGUUGAAAAAGAUCACCAACUGCGAUCCAAACGCCCAGAUACGGGCUCCUUGAACUGAUUUCUCCAAACUUCAGAUUACCAAUUUCAGUUUGGUGUUGUUGUCUACAUUUAUUUUUGAGUAUGCUGCACUUGUGCAGAUGUACUCUAUGCUGUCUUGGUAGUGGAAUUUUUCUGUAAAAUGGAAUGUGUUAAGAUACAUCAUUUUAUUUAACAGGCAUGCCAAGUACAGUGUGAAUGUAGUUUUAUCAAGUUAGUAAAUCGGUACUACAUUUUGACAGAUGACCAAUGACUGACAGCACCUUGCCCAAGAAUGGACUAUGUUUAGAGAGUUUUACCCUAGUUUGUGCAAGUAUACUCUUGCUGCUAUCAGAAGCCUAUUUAUUUAAAUAGUGUUGAACUUUCAAUUGAGCAUUAAGUGUUGAUAUGCAUGCUGCGUUCCAGUCCUACUAAAGUGAUUAUUGUUGUUUUUUCUGCUGAUGAUAACCUACAAAUACAUAAAAUAGAAUAUAAGUAUAAUAGUUAAAACUAACACAAUAUGAUAUUGGAACUUAAACUUUUUAAUUUAAAUUCUGAAUUACUGAUAUUGUCUUUAUAAAUGUUGUAGGUAUUCCAGGUAAUGUUCUUUCACUUGGGAAUACUUUUUCCAA
Anneissia japonica is the source of this 4893-nucleotide messenger RNA. RefSeq names its product thrombospondin type-1 domain-containing protein 7A-like. Lineage: Eukaryota; Metazoa; Echinodermata; Crinoidea; Comatulida; Comatulidae. Gene Ontology annotation, cellular component: plasma membrane. Gene Ontology annotation, biological process: actin cytoskeleton organization. The record is from RefSeq and is a predicted model, not a curated record. The coding region runs from base 20 to 3805 and encodes 1261 amino acids. The transcript has 22 exons.